UCUCCUGUUUUGACAGUUCAUGACGCGAAAAGAUCAAAAAAAAGUCGAGAACCAAAACGAACAGGAAAAAGUAAAUAAAUAAUUCGAUCUCAUCAAUUAUUCAACGAAAAAUAUCGGUUCAGACAAUUUUCUUGUUCUGUGAAUGAAAACUAUUCAAAGAAAACUGUCCCACUAAAAGUCUCUUCGUACCAGCACGGAAUAAUUGUAAAAUGGGACGACGCAAAGCGAAAAAUAAGCCUCCACCGAAACGGAAAGCUAUUCAGCCUUUAGACGUUCAAUUUAAUUGUCCUUUCUGCAACCAUGAAAAAUCGUGCGAAGUGAAAAUGGACAAAAGUCGAAAUUCGGCGCGGAUAACGUGCCGGGUCUGUUUGGAGGAAUUUCAGACGGCAAUCAAUUUCCUAUCGGAGCCAAUCGAUGUCUACAAUGACUGGGUUGAUGCGUGUGAAACAGCUAAUUAAAUUUUUACUUGUGUGUAAGGUAAUCUAAGACAGAUGAUUUGUACUAAAUUUAAGAGGAGACCACAAAUUCGAGAAUAAUGUUGAAUUUUUGAAUAAAACAAUAAAUAUUAUGUCAUUGCCACA
This is a messenger RNA of Bradysia coprophila, 581 nucleotides long. Its product is annotated as transcription elongation factor 1 homolog. Gene Ontology annotation, biological process: transcription elongation by RNA polymerase II. The record is from RefSeq and is a predicted model, not a curated record. NCBI's taxonomy places the organism in Eukaryota, Metazoa, Arthropoda, Insecta, Diptera, Sciaridae. Gene Ontology annotation, molecular function: RNA polymerase II complex binding. Gene Ontology annotation, cellular component: transcription elongation factor complex.